Cryptotermes secundus is the source of this 4769-nucleotide messenger RNA. RefSeq names its product zinc finger-containing ubiquitin peptidase 1. The record is from RefSeq and is a predicted model, not a curated record. Gene Ontology annotation, biological process: regulation of gene expression. Bases 195 to 2216 code for a protein of 673 amino acids. Gene Ontology annotation, cellular component: nucleus. Lineage: Eukaryota; Metazoa; Arthropoda; Insecta; Blattodea; Kalotermitidae. The transcript has 11 exons.
GGAACUAUCGGGAACGAUCGGGAACUAUCGUGAUGUGUGCGCACUCCCAUUAAACGUAAUGUUUCUCGGCGACGUGCCGAACUAUCGGCAAACUAAAAAUUGCAUGUGUGCGCUAGGUCGUAGACGAAUGCAUCGAGUGUUACUGCGUAUCAGGUACAGAUAAUUGUCUUGAUGUGCAGGAAACGUAAGGAAUCAUGUGUUGCAUUCUCUUGUAUUGGUAUUCCACAGCAGGAGUGUGGAGUGUGAUGGCUGCCAAGAUGCCUGAACUAAGCUAUUCUUGUGAGAUAUGUGGUGUGGAGGGACUGAAUGAUGAGGAGAUGCGUUCACAUAUGGUGGUUUACCAUCUAGAGGGUGCUGCUUCAUGCCCAUUUUGUGAUUUGGGUGAAGUCUCGGCAGAAGAGAUGUUGAUGCAUGUCAACAGUGCUCAUUUAGAUUAUUUAACUCCUGAACAAGAACUUCUGGCAUUCAUUGACGAUGACGAUGAUGAAGACAGUAGUGAACGGGACAUGGCUCGACCUUCUCCAUGGUCACUCUCACCUGAAGCCAGAGAGAAUGGUUGGAUAAAUAAUAUCAAUAAUAAUAACAAUAAUUAUUGUGGGGGUGGUAGUGCUGCAGGUGGUAGUAGUAGUAGUAGCAGUGGAAGCGUGCUAAUGGGCACAGCUAAUGGUGUAGCAAGUGCAGGUUCUGGCUCCCCUCUUCGCUCACAGUUGGCACUGAAUCUCCGGACUAGUGCCAUACCCAGCCCAGCCAAGAAAGCUACACCUCAACAGUGCCCCAUGUGUUCAUACAGUAGCGAUUCUCCUCUGCAGUUAGAAGAACAUAUAAAUAGACAACAUUUUGAUCUGACCAGUCCAUCAUUCCCUGCAUCGCCACCAGGAUUACAAGAGACAGUGUACAAUUGCCCGCUCUGUAUUCGUACCUUCCAGAACAGUCCAGAUUUAGAAUUGCAUGUAAAUAUUGAGCAUAAGGAUAUCCUCAGUCCUGCCAAGCCUAGUCAUAUUUCUGCGAGUGUGGAGAACUGGAGUGACAAUUGUCCAGUGUGUUGCAUGACCAACUUCAAGAGUAAUCAGGAAAUGGUUGCACACAUAGAAGAACACUUUAAUCAGAAAGGUGUAUCUCCAAUUACUCCAGAUAUGUCAUGUGAUCGUAUGCUUGCACGGGAAAUAGAAAAGCGAGAGAAGGAGGUUCGGAGAUUGCGAGAACAGCGGGAGUUUGAAAUGCUGAGGGCACAGUAUGGAAUGGACAAUCAGGGAAACUUCAGGGAACAAAGCCUCACAAACAUGCAGAAGGCUGUGUAUGCUGGUGAAAUGACGGUGGCUGAUUAUUAUGAGCGGCAAAUUGAAUUGCGGGCUGCAGAGAGCAAUGGUGUUGAUGAUGGUAGCUCCUGCACCAAAGGUCUUGUUCCUAAAAUUCGUGGUAUCAGUGGCAGCUCACCAAAUGUUGUGAGAACUCUUAUGUGUACCACAGUUGACCAUUAUGCUUCAACUUAUGGAGACAAGGGCUGGGGUUGUGGAUACAGAAAUAUGCAGAUGAUGCUAUCAUCAUUGCUGCACCACACUGGGUACAAUGAGCAGCUGUACAAACCGUCAUUAGUUGGUGGUGGACUGUAUGGGAUGAGCGGUGGGCGUACUUGUGGGUUGGAGAUGCCCAGUCGUAGUGCCAUGCCAUCUAUUUCCCGUCUCCAGCAGCAUGUUGAAUGGGCAUGGGGACAGGGAUUUGACCUUCAAGGUAGUGAUCAGCUGGGUGGGAAGCUCUUCAAUACUCGGAAGUGGAUUGGAGCUACUGAAGUUGUCACUGUUCUUUCAUCACUUAGAAUUAGAUGUCAGUUGGUAGAUUUUCAUAGACCUACAAGUCCUGAUGGAAGCCAUCCAGAGCUAUUUAAUUGGGUACUAGAGUACUUCCAGAAGAAUGAUGAUUUCAAACCACCAUUGUAUUUGCAGCACCAAGGUCACAGUCGUACUAUUGUGGGUGUAGAGCAAUUGAAGGAUGGUGGCCAGUGCUUGUUAGUUUUUGACCCUAGUCACUCCCCACGUCAGAUGGCUCAGUUCAGAAACACUUCAACAGCAGUGGCAGGAAUGCGACUGAUUCGCAAGUCAUUGGCAGCUAUGAAAGCUCGACAGUAUCAAGUUGUUGCUGUCUGUGGUAUUAUGGAUACAGAAUAUGAAUAUCAGCAAAGCAAAGUUCUGCGUUCAGUUAGAGUUCCACAAGACCGAUGAUGAUAGCAGAGUAUAUAUAGUUUCAGGGGAACAUAAUGGCUCCAACUUCAAGGUUGAAGAGUAAGCCAAUCAAGAAACCAACAUGAAGCAGGCAGCAAGUUGUGGCAGGUCACCUGUUUCUUGGUGGUUUUAAAGUAACUAUUUUGAAAGAAUCUAAGGCCAUGUCCUGGUAACUACAAUGCGCUCAACCAUUGAGGAAACCUGGCAAUGUGGCUGAGCAGGCACAACAUUCCUCACAGAUUGCUGCUGUAACUGCCGAUAGCAGAAUGAGUCAUUAGCACCAAUAAACGCACGCCAUCAGGUGGUUUAAUCUUGUCACUGCAGUAAGUCACAUUAGUCAGUCUUUGUUAGAGGGGUUGAUAGGUGGUUGAUAUUUAUACUGAAAUGAAGUUCACUAUUGAACAGUGUGUUUAUUGUCAGAACUUUUAUAAGGUACGCUUUUAUUAGUCUGUUCUGUCUCAGAAACACCCUUCUUCAAUCAUAUUCUUGGUCAUCCAACACUUCCUUGUCCAUCUGCUUGGUAAUUCUUAGCUUUUUGGGUUUAUCUUGGAGAGUCCAUUCUUAAGAUGUGGUUAUGCCCCUUGUUUUUGUAGUCUUGGAUUCUUCUAAAGCAUUAUUUGUAAUGCACUGCACACUGUCAUGUUGCAUACAUGGCCUGCAAGUGCACAUCCCGAAACACCUUAAAAAGUGCCCACACAUGAGCAUAGGAGCUAUUGUUACCUUAUAAGAUUUAUGCAUAGAAACAGUAAAACAAAUUCUGAAUGUUUUCUCCUGAUUCUGAACCCUCUAUCACCUUCUGAUGUUGCUAUGACUAAUGCUUCAUGUGGGGUUGGACAAGAGGUCAUCUUAUCCUGCUUCUUUUCAGGUGGACUUAAAAUAGUUCUGGUGUUUUUAUAGAUACCUAGAACAAUUUCAAUGAAUCCUACCACUCUUCUCCCCCUUCCUGCUCCCACUGGUUGCUAACCGACCACUGUUAUUAACAUAGUGGCAAGCCUUUUACCCUUGUGUAUCUAGCAUAUCUGCGGGGACAACUGAAUAUACUGUGGCAUGUAAAUCUGUUGCUAGACGACCGCAAAAUAAGCAACCAUAAAACAGCAACAGCCAUUACACACAAGCAUGUUUCCAUGGCAAGAAAAUACAGCAAUAAUAGAAGUGAUGUUUUCUGCGCUGUAGACAACUGCUGCAGUUUAGUCGUUCUGGGCUACUGCUGUUAAAAGCCGGUAGCUGAGGCUGACGACAGUUCAGUAAUGUAAAGGAAGAGAAACGUCCACUGUUGGAAGCUGCUACCAAGCAACGGCAGUGAAGAUGUGACUGUGGAUACUAGUGUGUGUGUAAUAGUGACCUGUAAGGUGUAGUAACGCACUAUAUAAAAGAGUCCAAUCCAGUCAUCAAUCCAAAACCCAUCUAUAGUCACACUGCAUACAUGCAAAAAUAUUAAUUUCCAAUUUUCUUUGAACGUUUGAAUUUGCACAUCUGUUCAAAGAAUGUAUGUUGAAAAGGCAGAUUUUUUUCCCCCCAAGCAGUAUCAGGAAUAAUGCAAAGAGUAGCAAAACCUGUAAUAUUAAUAUUUUCAAAAAUCUGGUCUGCAAGGUGUCAGUGCUUGAAAUCUGUGAAGGUGGAAGGGAUAGAAAUAAUAAAGGUUGAUGAAAAUUCAGAGUGCCUAUUUUAGGAUAAUAUAUGCUAAUCAUAAAAAAGUAUACAUUCUUUCAUGUCCCCUUUCCUACAGUUUGAAAGUCAAAGAGUUUCACCAACCAUUCCACUAUAUUUUUAGUUCAAAAAUUUUGAAAAAGUAUUCUGCUUUCUCUCUGCACCUGCUUGAAGUACUAAUUGUAACCAUUAGGACCCGUCCAUGUGAGUGUGUGUCUGCUUUCAUACAAAUGCUGCAUGACAAACUUCCCAGAAGCAGCAUGCCUUCAGCCAUACAUGAUUGAUAUAAUGACUGAGUAAUUACAACAUAUAUUAUUCAAUUCUCAUAUAAUUAAGGGUUUUAAGUGUUCCCUUAUCCUUGUACAUUUGUAAUGUCAUUCUUAACAAAGCAGCUCGCAUACAUAGACUAAAAUCUAUGCAUGAGUACUGUACAGAUUUAAGCUACUCAGAAAUUUUUAAAAAUCACAAUGGGAGAGGGGCUUGAAUACUUACAUGUUGGAUCACUAGUUUCAGCUGUACCACGUUAUACUGAAAGUUUUCUCAUUACCAGAAAAUUCUUUUGAAAAUUGGAAAUAGUUGAUUUAUAGCACUGAUGAUGUAUUUUGUCAGAGGGAUCAAUUGUGUACUUCCAUAGUGAUUUACAGAAGAAUAUCUUCGUUGACCUCUGUGUAACUAUUGCACCAGUAGUUCUACAAAUAUAUAUAUAUAUAUAUAUACGUCGACAAGUCAAAUGAAAACCUUAAAUAUUUCUUUGAGUAUUAUUUAUUGUGCACAAGUGGUACAAAGCUGUAUCACUUUUCAACAUAAUCUCCCCCACACUCAAUGCAAGUCCCCCAGCACUUACAAAGUGCAUGAAUUCCUUUAGAAAAAAUUCUUUUGGUAGUCUGUGCAACCACUCAUGCACUG